AAGCGAGGAGCGGGAGGGCCGGAAGCCCGCGCCGUGGGGAGGAGCCGGAGCCGGGCCGGAGCCGGGGAGCUGAGCCCAGUACCCAUGACCGGUGCUCUCCUGUCCACAUGCACAGGAGACGAUGCGGUUUUGCUAAGAACUACCACAGUUCCAAGCUUCUGAGGGGUUGUUACGAACUGUGAGUCAAAGAGCCCUUUGGUGACAGAAUGACAGUAUGGAUGUUGGGGAUAGUCCCCUUCUCCCAGACAGCAUCCUCUAUGAGAUUUUCCUGUACCUGGACCACGUAGAUGUGCUCUCGGUGGGGUUGGUGUGUCGGCAAUGGCAUGCGGUGGCCCGGGAUGAGUUCCUGUGGAAGGAGCUGUUCUAUAGAUACUACAGGGUCUCUCGGGAAGUGCCACGGCACCCAGCUGCUGUUUCCUGGUACGAGGACUUCCAGAGGCUCUAUGACACCAUCCCCUGUGUUGAAGUGCAGACCCUGACGGAGCACAAUGACCAGGUCUUACACCUUAGCUUCUCCCACACAGGUUACCUGUUUGCAUCCUGCUCCAAGGACUGCACAGUUAAGAUCUGGAACAACGAGCUGGCCAUUUCCCUGCUCCACAGCUCCAACAUGAGGCUGUACAACUGGAGCUACACCCAGUUCUCCCAGUUCAACUCGGAUGACUCCCUCCUCCUGGUGUCAGGGGUCUUUGUGGGGCCUCGCAACUCCUCGUCAGGAGAGAUCGCUGUCAUUAGCCUGGAGAACUUCACGCUCCUCUCCAGGGUGAGGAAUAAACCCUAUGAUGUGUUUGGCUGCUGGCUGAAUGAAACCAACUUGAUUUCCGGCAACCUGCACCGAAUUGGGCACAUCACCUCCUGCUCUGUGCUGUGGCUGAACAAUGCCUUCCAGGGCAUAGAGUCUGAGAAUGUGAAUGUAGUGAAGAGACUGUUCAAAAUCCAGAACUUGAAUGCCAGCACUAUCCGGACAGUGAUGGUGGCAGACUGCAGCCGCUACGAUGCCCCGGACCUGCUCCUGGACUACAAGGAGCAGCUGGCUGCUGCUACCUCUCCCUACCAGGUCUUUGACCUUGGCAGUGACAGUGAGGAAGAGGAGGUGAAGCCCAAGCAGAAAGUGAUGCCAGAGCCAGUGGCGCAGGCAUCACCGGGUGGUGGGAGCGGGACAGCAGAGGAUGGGCUGCAGCAGUUCCUGGAUGACAUCCUUGAAGGCCGUGUGAUGCCCGUCCUGAGUGAGAGAGAGCUGGAGACGAAGGUGGCAGAGCUGCUUGCUAGGAACCGGACUAAACCGCCUGAACUAACCCAGCUCCCCACAGAAGCCAGCAACAAGAAGAAAUACUUAAUCUUCACCACAGGAUGCCUCACCUACUCUCCACACCAGAUAGGGAUUAAGCAGAUCUUGCCUCAUCAGAUGACGACUGCUGGACCGGUGCUUGGGGAGGAGAGACGUUCGGACGAGUUCUUUGAUUCGCUGGAUCAUGUCAUCGACAUCCACGGUCACAUUAUUGGGAUGGGCCUUUCUCCUGAUCACAGGUACCUGUAUGUGAACAGCCGGUCCUGGCCGCGGGACUGUGUGAUCUCUGAUCCCAUGCAGCCACCCCCCAUCGCAGAGGAGAUUGACUUGCAUGUGUUUGAUCUGAAAACUAUGAAGGAGGUGAAGCGAGCCCUCCGCGCGCACCGGGCCUACACCCCCAAUGAUGAAUGCUUCUUCAUCUUCCUUGAUGUCAGCAGGGACUUCGUAGCCAGUGGGGCAGAGGAUCAUCAUGGCUACGUUUGGGACCGGCACUAUAAUAUCUGCCUGGCCAAGCUGCAGCAUGACGACGUGGUCAACUCGGUGGUAUUCAGCCCCAUUGAGCAGGAACUGCUCCUGACAGCCAGUGAUGACACCACCAUCAAAGUGUGGCGCUCCCCCCGCACAGUGCGCAUCCACCAAGCCAGGAAACCUAAGCCCCGGAAGCUGCUCUUCUCCUGGCUCAUGAACCAGAAGAGCUGAGUCAGGCACCUGCUCAUGCUGCUGCCUCACUCCAGCCACACCCUUUAUUGUGCUUUGGACAGUGGGAGCGUAGAUGGAGAGUAGCUGUGUGCAAAAGGUCCUGGAAGGAUCCUACCCCAAGAGAGAACCUCGCGCUCCCGCCAAUGGCUCGCAUCUGACAAAACUGUUACAAACUGCAGCCUGUGAGCUGGGUCCGAUCUGGGCCUUAGCGGGUCACUGCAGGGCAAAUUCCCCGUCCACAUCUCACCAGUGCUGCUAGGCGGUCACGCUACUUGCAGCCAAGCUUUGGUCACUGAUCAGCACAGACUCUGGUGGCUUAUUUUUCUUCGAGAGCUUGGGAUCUAGCCUCACUGAGAGCUGUUGGCUCCAAAGCAGUUGGCCAAAGGGAAAUGUCGCAGCACUGCUCUUGUCACAACUGGACUGUUUUAGUAGCUGUUUUAUUGAUGUCUGUUUGCAGGAGGCGCUGACAGUGUUACUGGUUAGCUAGGUCCUGAAUACAAACUGGGAAGCAAAGAGACUUUCAAAAACGGCGCUCGCUCUAGAAGGGCACAGCAUUAUGGCACGUGCAUUGGCUUGCCAGCACUAAGAUUCUGCUGACGGCAGCUAGCAACUUUCUGCCCCACAUCUCCACCUCGGGCCUACCAGAGCCCAAGGCAAGCCUCGGUUGCUGCUUUCCAGUAGCUGUGAGCCUAUGCAUCUCCACCACUGGCUUCCACACAAGGGUACGUGGAGAGCUGGUGAGUCACAUGGGACAGAUCUUGAUGAGCUGCUAAAUAACAUUAAGAUGCUACAGUUGCGUUGCCUAAUGUGGUGUUUUCCAGGCAAUCCACUGCAUUGGUGAUCACAAAGCUGAGUUUCCCCCUUCAGUGAGGGCAGCUUAAGGGCUAGAGUUGGCCAUGAGUGUAGCUCAUGCUGUGACAGUUGGAAACUCUUGGUAUUUGGUCUGCAGGACAUAGCAGGUGCCUAUGCCAUCCCAGCUGACACUGAGUUGCUCACUAACUGCUACCUGGCUGAGACCUGUCCAAGUGCUCUUUCACUGGGGGAGACUUCUCCCUGCUAUGGUACUGGCCUCCCCAAGCACCUUUAAGUUCUCAUCUAACAAAUCAUCUAAUGAAACAAUGAGUCAGUCUUUGCUGUGCUUGGUCAUGCUGCACUCCUGGUCUCACCCAAGUCCCCUAGAGCUGGGUGUGAUGAGGCAGCCUGGGGAAGCCAAGACUGAUGGGGGCUUCUAAAGCCAGCAGUGGGAAAUGAGGGGAAAAUAUCUCACUUCCAGUAGCUGGACCUGGUCAAAGCUGAUCCCUCUUUAAGAACUAGUUUGUCUUUGAAAACAGCCCUAGGAUUUUGACUGGGUGUCUGAUCUAGGAUCCAAAUUCACAGGCCAGGAUUUCUGAGGUGCUGGUAACCGCAGCUCCCAGUACCUUCAAGCUGCAUGUCUCAGCAGCUUUGGACAUAGCAGGCUGGAAUUUGGAGGCCUCUGAACUGGGAAGCAGUGGCUGUGGCCUGCACAGCAGGGACGGCUGGGGAGGAAGAGAAAGUUGCGUACUUGUUCGUUGUCUGUACGCUCUGCUUUCGGUCAGUCCUCUGUGCUGCAGCCUCUGUGCUGUGUGGACACGGAGGGUUUGAAUUCCUCUUAUGCGGGCUGGCAAGAUUAAUAGUGUUGCUACCCUCCCCCAGCAGCAGGCUCCAGGGGCUCUACCCCCAUCUCCCCAACUGCAAUUCACAUACCAGGUCUGUCUUGUCACUAGCAGCAACAACUGCCCCAGAGAGCAGGGAGUUUGUGUCUGCAAAUGGUUUGGAAAACAUGGAUACUUCCCUUGGA
Caretta caretta (loggerhead turtle) is the source of this 3806-nucleotide messenger RNA. It is a transcript of the gene FBXW5, whose product is annotated as F-box and WD repeat domain containing 5. Gene Ontology annotation, cellular component: Cul4-RING E3 ubiquitin ligase complex; SCF ubiquitin ligase complex. The record is from RefSeq and is a predicted model, not a curated record. Gene Ontology annotation, biological process: protein ubiquitination. NCBI's taxonomy places the organism in Eukaryota, Metazoa, Chordata, Testudines, Cheloniidae. Gene Ontology annotation, molecular function: protein binding.